ACGUUCGAGUCGUCAUAUUACGAUAAUUUAUGACGACAGCACAAUGUCAAGAUUUAAUUGCAAGAUCAUCACAAAAGUAUCUACAAAAGACGUACGAUAAUCCAAGUUCCAGUUAUCGAUGAGAUAUUUCGUGAUUUGGUUGCUGCCGGGAAGGGAGAGCUAAUAAAAUCGCAAGUGAACCUCAGUUUUCUCGUCAGUGUUCAUUCCAACACGCACAUACAUUGCAACAAGGUCAUCCAGUGAUUCCAGUCAAUAAUCGCGAAUUGAAAGUAAAAUAGGUGAAAUGGAAGCUUUUUCGAAAGUUCUCUUUCGUUCCUGCAGACUCCAGAAGAAUCACCAGUGGAGGACAAUCACUUCUCAAGAAGUUUUUACACGUGAAGACAAAUAUGGUGCCCAUAAUUAUCAUCCACUACCUGUUGCUAUCAAUCGAGCUGAGGGUGUCCACAUGUGGGAUGUCGAUGGCAAACGGUAUUACGAUUUUUUGAGUGCAUAUUCUGCAGUCAAUCAGGGACACUGUCAUCCCAGGAUAUACAAUGCAAUGUUGCAACAAGCUAAAGUACUCACAUUGACAUCCAGGGCUUUUUAUUCCGACGUACUUGGAGAGUUUGAGGAAUAUGUCACUAAAUUGUUUGGAUAUGAUAAAUGGUUGCCAAUGAAUACGGGGGUAGAAGGUGGGGAAACUGCUUGUAAAUUGGCGAGAAAAUGGGGCUACAAUGUGAAAAAUAUUCCCAAUAAUUCAGCUAAAAUUAUUUUUGCCGAGGGAAAUUUCUGGGGAAGAACAUUGAGUGCUGUAUCAUCGAGUACCGAUCCCACUAGUUACGCGGGAUUUGGGCCCUUCAUGCCGGGGUUUGAAUUAAUACCUUACGAUGAUUUGGUGUCUCUUGAAAAAAAACUUCAGGAUCCGAAUGUAUGUGCUUUCAUGGUGGAACCGAUUCAAGGAGAAGCUGGUGUAGUUGUUCCAAAGGACGGCUAUUUAAAGGCUGUACGAGAGCUCUGCACGAAGCACAAUGUUCUUUGGAUAGCUGAUGAAGUACAGACUGGUCUGUCCAGGACAGGAAAACGAUUAGCUGUAGAUUACGAGAACGUUAAACCCGAUAUUUUAAUCCUGGGUAAAGCCCUGUCCGGAGGUUUCUAUCCAGUGUCUGGAGUUCUUGCAAACGACUCAGUAAUGCUGUGCAUCAAGCCUGGAGAGCAUGGAUCCACUUAUGGAGGUAAUCCUCUGGGUUGUCGAAUAGCUAUGGAAGCCCUGAAGGUCCUGGAGGAAGAAAAAUUAGCGGAUAAUGCGUACAGAUUGGGUCAACUCCUCAGAGACGAGCUCAAUAAAUUGCCCAAGGAUGUGGUUACCCUGGUACGGGGAAAAGGCUUGCUCAAUGCAAUUGUUAUUAAUAAAAAAAUUGAUGCCAUGGAGAUUUGUGUUAAACUGAGGGAUCAGGGACUUCUUGCUAAACCAACGCAUGGUCACAUCAUCCGUUUAGCACCACCACUUGUUAUUACUCAGCCACAGAUACUUGAAGCCACUGAAAUUAUUUCGAAAGUUAUUCUCAGGAAUACAUUUUUAAAUUACAAAAUGCGGUUUAUAAAUCGAGGUAUACAUUCUAGAAUUCAUGACUCCAGAGUACUGAGGCGUUUAAUUAGCACACACCAGGAGGAUGUGAUAAAAAAGGAUCAGCAUUACGGUGGACAUCACUUCAAACCUCUACCAGUUGUUAUAGAAAAAGGUGAUGGUGUCUAUUUGUGGGACGUCGAUGGGAAAAAGUAUCUCGACUUUUUGUCUGGAUUUUCAACUGUUAAUCAGGGAAAUUGUCAUCCUAGGCUGGUGAAAGUUAUGAGAGAGCAAUGUGGAAAGCUCCAUCACACGUCAAGAGCUUUUUUUACGUCUCUGCAUGGAGAAUUGGCUGAAUAUUUAACGAAAUUAUUGGGAUUUGACAGAUUCAUCCCAAUGAAUACAGGUGUCGAAGGUGGGGAUUUAUCCAUAAAAUUAGCAAGACACUGGGGCUACAAAAUCAAGAAAAUACCGGAAUGCAAAGCAACUGUACUUUUCGCUGAUAAUAAUUUCUGGGGAAGAUCGCUAGCUGCUAUUUCAGCAUCAACUGAACCGAUGAAUUAUCAAGAUUUCGGGCCACUAAUGCCGAAUUUUGAAAAAAUUCCGUUUGAUGAUCUCAACGUUCUCGAGGAGAAAUUGAAAGAAAAUCCGAAUAUCUGUGCGUAUAUGAUGGAACCGAUUCAGGGGGAAGCCGGUGUUUAUAUACCCAAAGAUGGCUAUCUCAAAGGUGUACGUCAAUUAUGUACCAAGUACAAUGUUCUUUGGAUUGCUGACGAAGUGCAAACAGGUCUUGGGAGAACUGGAUAUCGACUUGCUGUUGAUUACGAACACCAGAAGCCAGAUAUUUUGGUUUUGGGGAAAGCACUUUCUGGUGGGAUGUACCCAGUCUCUGGAGUUCUCGCCAGUAAUGAGAUAAUACUGACCUUGAAACCUGGGACCCAUGGAAGUACCUUCGGGGGUUCCCCCCUGGCCUGUGCAAUAGCCCUGGAGGCAGUCCGGAUCCUGGAAGAAGAGAAACUAGCAGAAAAUGCAAAAAGACUAGGAAAUAUUGUGAGAGAGGAACUCACGAAGUUGCCAGGGGAUAUAGCAACUGAAUUCCGGGGUCGAGGACUCCUUUGUGGUCUGAUGAUCAACAAGGACUUCGCCGAAGGCUGGCAGGUCUGCUUGAGACUGAGAGACGCUGGACUCCUGUCCAGGCCAGCUCACGGUCAACUCCUCAGAAUUUCUCCACCUCUAACUAUCAACGAGGUACAGCUGAGGGAAGGCCUCGAUAUAAUUAAAAAUACUCUCUUGAAGUAUUGAAAGCGAUAAUCAUCUCUGUGCACUCCUUGAAACCAUUUUUACAUUAGAAUCCAUAAAAAUAAUAAUUUUACUAUAAUUUAUAAAUAAAAUAAAGCGAAUUAAACCGAA
This is a messenger RNA of Fopius arisanus, 2953 nucleotides long. RefSeq names its product Ornithine aminotransferase precursor (gene Oat). Gene Ontology annotation, molecular function: L-ornithine transaminase activity; identical protein binding; pyridoxal phosphate binding. Lineage: Eukaryota; Metazoa; Arthropoda; Insecta; Hymenoptera; Braconidae. Bases 284 to 2845 code for a protein of 853 amino acids. Gene Ontology annotation, cellular component: cytoplasm. The transcript has 9 exons. The record is from RefSeq and is a predicted model, not a curated record.